Folsomia candida is the source of this 2103-nucleotide messenger RNA. It is a transcript of the gene Rab39, whose product is annotated as ras-related protein Rab-39B. Gene Ontology annotation, molecular function: GTP binding; GTPase activity. The record is from RefSeq and is a predicted model, not a curated record. The coding region runs from base 947 to 1612 and encodes 221 amino acids. The transcript is spliced from 7 exons. NCBI's taxonomy places the organism in Eukaryota, Metazoa, Arthropoda, Collembola, Entomobryomorpha, Isotomidae. Gene Ontology annotation, cellular component: Golgi membrane.
UCACGCAAUAUUAUUAUUAAGAACUUGGAUAUCUAUCUAUUACUUACUUAUUACUGAACCAUAUAUACAUCCAUAACAUGACAAAAAGUAUGUAAUAUUGUAACGUGUUAUUUAAGUGCUGCUGGUGAACGUGAAUGGUGUGAGUUAGUAAGUAACCUUCUCAACCCAUAGCAGUAUCAGCAGUGAGAAUAGUGCGAUAUGUGUAGAGGGGAGGAUGGAGAAAGUCACACUUACAGAAAAACUUAUUAAACUCUUCUUGGUUAAUUUCAUUAAUGGCAUGACAGCCCGUACAACAACUUUAACUUGAACAAAUUGACUCUUUAUCCAGUAAUAACAGAAACAAACGUGUCAUUACAACAUAUAAAGUUCAGUUUCAGCGACAGAAAAUCCCUGUAACGCAUCAUUAUUUUUAAAUUGCACGUCAAAAUUGAUUCUGUUUGAAGUUUGAUAACACUAAAUGUUUAAACGAUUCCAGUUUUUGUUCAUUUAUUGAAUUCCAAUACGUCGUCACAAAGCUAAGCAAAUCGUGUUCAUUUAGUGUAAUAACAAAUAAUAAAAGUUAAUACACAAACGUAAUAAGUUUGAUCUCUACAUAACAAACUUUUAUCCAGUAUACAUUCAACAGUCGUAGAUCGAAGUGGUCAAAGUCUUAAUCAAAAUCAAAAGAGAAGUCAAAGUGGUCAAAGUCUUAAUCAAAAUCAAAAGAGAAGUCAAAGUGGUCAAAGUCUUAAUCAAAAUCAAAAGAGAAGUCAAAGUGGUCAAAGUCUUAAUCAAAAUCAAAAGAGAAGUCAAAGUGGUCAAAGUCUUAAUCAAAAUCAAAAGAGAAGUCAAAGUGGUCAAAGUCUUAAUCAAAAUCAAAAGAAAAGUGUGGAAAUAUUUUCUCGGCGUCAAAUAAUAACGAUUCACGACGGCGUUUUACAAGAGACGAGUUCCAGAGUUGAUACAAAUGCGAGACAUAAUGGAUCCUAUAUUCGACUACCAAUUCAGACUAAUAUUAAUUGGCGAUACGACAGUGGGCAAAAGCACGCUGUUGAGGUAUUUCACGGACGGAAAGUUUUUAGAGGUUUCAGAUCCCACGGUUGGAGUGGACUUUUUUGCCAGACUCGUACAGCUACAAGACGGGACAAAGAUCAAAUUGCAGCUGUGGGACACAGCAGGGCAGGAGAGAUUCAGAUCAAUCACAAAAUCCUACUAUCGCAACUCCGUUGGAGCUAUCAUCGCAUACGACAUAACGUCUCGUGCUUCCUUUGAAAAAAUUCCUAAUUGGAUGGCAGAAGCUAAAAAGCAUAUAGAUCCCGUCGACCCAAUAUUUCUCCUCGUCGGAUGCAAAGGUGACUUGACCAACAUGCGUCAAGUAUCGACGGAAGAAGGGGCCGCGUGCGCUAAGCAGUUGAACAUCCAUUUUCUCGAAACUUCGGCACGCACAGGAAAAAAUGUGGAGGAAGCGUUUCAAACUGUGACGCAAGAGAUUUACAACAAAGUGACGUCUGGUGAUUAUAAAGUUGACGAUGAAAAUUGGGAAGGCAUCAAGUCCGGAUUUGGUCAUAGGAGUUCACAACACAAUUCGGCCAUUAUUCCCGAAGCGAUUCCAGAGAAAUCAAAGUGCUGCUAAUCAAAGUGCAAGUAGCGAAAGACUAAAGGUUUAAAAGUGGAUGGAAUUAAUUGUUGCUCAGAGUUCAUUUAGAGUUAAUUACCAUUCUGUCCGUUGUAUUUUUGCAAACCGUGAUCAAUUACAAAUUACCAUUUAAAUACAAUUUUUAUGUAACGACACUUUUAAAAGCGCUUUUUCGUUAAUUACUUAUGUAACUGUCCGUAUUUAUGUAUUAAAUUGAAUGAGAAUGGAUGAAUUUAUUUUGUCGAGUGCUAUGUAAGUAAAAACGUAAUUGAGUAUUUAUGAUUUUAAACAAUAAUAUUCGUAUAAAUGUGGAUGUUCCCAACCAAUUUUAGGUUACCUUACGUUUUGUGCUAUGUACGCAGUGAGAUUUUUAUUGAUUCAACGUCUUCGACUUUUUAAACAAUUUUAACCAGAGAACAAGUAAUGUUUAUACGAUUUGACGAUUAAAUAGCAUUUAGAAAAAUUAAUAAAAUUGUUAUUCUUGUAAA